AAUAGUCUACUUCAGCAAGGUUGAGGUUGAGAGAAGGCCACUUAUUUGCUUUUAACACGAUGAGCGAUUUCGGACUGCAGCUGCUCUGUCUCCUUGGUCUUUUGUCGUUGACCUCAGCCUGUUACAUCCAGAACUGCCCCCGAGGUGGAAAGCGUUCAUUCCCGGAUCAACUUCCCAGACAGUGUAUGGCAUGUGGCCCCGGUGAUAGGGGCCAGUGUUUUGGCCCCAGCAUCUGCUGCGGUUAUGAGAUGGGCUGCUAUGUGGGCUCUCCGGAGUCUGCACGCUGUGCAGACGAGGACUACCUGCCAUCCCCGUGUGAAGCCAGCGGAAAGCCAUGCGGCCCCGAGGACGGCCACUGCGCUGCGCCCGGGAUCUGCUGCGAUGCCGAGAGCUGCGUUCUGGACCCAGACUGCCAGGAGGAGAGUAAAAGCAGACCCUUGGGCGAGCAGACUGCUACGCUGAUGGGCCCGUCUGCGGCGGAGAUCCUGCUCCGCAUCCUACACGCUAGUGGACGGGCACGGAGUCAGUACUAACAGCUCCAUCUGCUGGAGGAAAGAGGAUUGGCAGCCUGCUUAUUGUGCACAGCAAUGUAUCCGAAAUGCACAUACUGUAGAUAGGUGCGUAGUGGAGUGCUAUAUGAAUAUUUUCCCCCCAACCAGACUCACACACAUACACACAAACAGCAAAUUGCAGACAACUCUGGGUUUCAACUUCAUAUGGAAAUC
Molecule: messenger RNA, 725 nt
Organism: Alosa sapidissima (American shad)
Lineage: Eukaryota; Metazoa; Chordata; Actinopteri; Clupeiformes; Clupeidae
Product: vasotocin-neurophysin VT 1-like
Exons: 3
Coding region: 60-533 (157 amino acids)
Cellular component (GO): secretory granule; extracellular region
Molecular function (GO): neurohypophyseal hormone activity
Source: RefSeq, a predicted model, not a curated record